Molecule: messenger RNA, 2459 nt
Organism: Closterium sp. NIES-67
Lineage: Eukaryota; Viridiplantae; Streptophyta; Zygnematophyceae; Desmidiales; Closteriaceae
Source: the annotation of a GenBank genome assembly
CUCAGCCGGAGCUGAUUCACCAUCAGCCUCCUUGCUUGGGGUCGCUCUGACAACAAGCACCCUCAGGUUCUCCUGCCUUGGUUCUGUGAACACAGCAUCGAUAAUACCUCGCAGUUCCCAGGUCACUCUAUCCCGACUGUGUUACCUCCUCAAACCCUCUGCCUUGGUCUCUGCUAAGGCUGAGACCCUCGCAGUCGCCCGUCGUCAAUGCGACCCAUGGUUACAGCCGCUGAAGCUCGUACACCAUACAUUGACACCAGUAUCCGUUGGCCAUGGUGAUCUAACUAAUCCCGGUCAAUUCGGAAGCAUCUGUGGGACACGAAGUCGAGGUUGCACGAGGAGAGUGGUGAUCUGCAUGGAGAGUACCAGGAACCGUUCGUCCUUUUCGGUCCAUUCCGGCACUUCGUACUGGAUGGUGAAAUCUUCAUCGGAGGAGUGGCGUCAUUAACGGUGGCGGCGGUUCUUGACCCCCUUCCCUUUCUGAUCGAAGCAUCUGAACGACAUGAAUUCAGCAAGGCGUAGCAAGCGGAUCUCAGAUCCCGUCGAAGCAUCGGUGGUUGAGCGCUUCUUUGCACACAAGGCUGUGGUCAAGCCAACAAUGGCUCAGGAAGCUUCAGGGAAGGCCCCUCCCGCUGCUGCUCAGCAGCGUCGGCGUGUCAGCAAGCCUGUGGUUAAUAACGCUGUGCUUCCUGUGGUUGCUGGUCUGACGCACCCUGGUGCAGAUGCCAGAGGUUCAUCCACGACUGUUGCCAAGGAUCCGGAGCUGGACCUUGAAUAUCCUGAAGCGUCGGUUCAGGAGACCGGGAAACCCGCUCAAGAAUCGCAUGAUCAGACGAAGACUGCACGAUCCAUGUCUCGCGAUUUCGACGAAGAAGAGGAAUGGGCUGAACUUGCCAUGACCGUCAAGCUGUGCCUUGCGACUGCCGCUCCCUCGGAGAAACAGCUGGAAGAGCACGUGACGCUGGUGAUGGGAUCCGCGAAUUCCGGAGUUGAAUCCGUCUCUACUGCUUCUGCUGCUUCUGAAGGCGUACUUACAGGAGCUUGUACGAGCAGCCUGUCUCCUACUUAUUCCUCUCCUGCAUGUUCUUCGCCGUCGACUUCGCCUCCGCGUGACGCGACUGCUGCCGACCGCAUGAAAGUCGCUGCCUGCCUGGCAGCCUCUCGUCGUCAUGACGUGAUGCUGUGUCAUGCUGCCUGGCCAACCACUCACGAGGCUCCAUCGGGAGAGUACGACUUCCUGGAAAUUUCCAUGGCGUCAAGUGCGACGGGGUUAGGAUCUGGAGGUUGGUCUCCCACGUCAGUUCUGGACGGUUCUCCGUUCAAGCCAUCCAACUGGCAUAGCAGGAAGCCAGAGGGAGCUAUUAAUUCCAUCAGUAGUCGGGCACGUCAGCAGGAGACCGAGCAGCAGAACGCGCAGCAGUCGACUGUACAGUGGACAGCGCUUUCCACGCAGCUCCCUGCUCAACCGUGUCUCCUGUUGCCAACUCAGCGUGUGGUUGUGGAUGUGGCCUUCAGGCAGCAGUUCGAAGUGGCUCGCCCGACCCCUCGCUAUGCCGAACUGCUCUCUCAGCUUCCCUCCGUGUUCGUCGGCGGAAGGCAGCGGCUCAAACCCCUCGUCACCGCCCUAGCUACUGCCAUGAACCUCUCACUGCAGAGCAGCGGGAUCUCUAUUGCUCCCUGGCGCCGUACGAAGUACCUCUUGAGUAAGUGGUUCCCAACAACUGAUGCUGGGACUGCUAUUCCCGAGGCUCGCACCCAAGUUCUGCCACCACAGAUGGCGACGGGAGAAAUACCUACCUCCGUCCCACCUCUUAUGCCAGUCGCGUCUACCAACCUGCCAGUCGCAACGACUGCCGAGCUGGUUGCUGCUGCGACCAUGAAAGCUGCUGACGCUCUACCUUCCAACAACUGUGAAAAGGGAUCUACCAGAGCUGGGAGCACUAAGGUUCCUCGUGCAGUAACAGACAGCCUUGCAGAGAUUUCUCAGCUGCAGCUGCUGGCAAGCAAGGAGGUACUCAGGUGCUGCCACAACCACAAUCUGCCACACCAGCAAAUUGCUUAUGGCCCUGCGGCUGUGGCUGGCGCUGGUGGUGCUGUCACAGGGUUUGCUGUUGAUGACUGGAAGCCUCCUGCAGUGACUGCCAAGCGUCGUCCUGCUUGCAGGGAGGGCUGCCUGUCCCUCCGCCUGCGGUUGCAGGAGAGGGAGGAGAGGGAGGUGUAUUGAGCGUGCUUUCUUCCAGGCAGCAUUCCCCCCUUGUUCUCAGGUCGCUGCUGCUGUGUUUAGUUGCUUGCUACAGGCGAAAUCUAACCUACAGUUGCUGCGCUUGAGCCAUGCCUACCAGCCGAUAGAUGUUGGAUGGUGGCCGAUUUUGUUUGCUUGACUAGGUUGACUUCGUGUGCUUGCUAUCUUCAGGUGCUUCUUUGUAAUUAUGUGCUUGUGCUAAUGGUAAAUACAGAAC